This is a messenger RNA of Clonostachys rhizophaga, 1101 nucleotides long. NCBI's taxonomy places the organism in Eukaryota, Fungi, Ascomycota, Sordariomycetes, Hypocreales, Bionectriaceae. The record is from the annotation of a GenBank genome assembly.
AUGAGAUUUGAUGCGGUUUACGUUGUCUCGCUGGCUGCUUCGGCUGCGGCUCAGCUCUUUCCGCCCCCUGAGGGGCCAUUUCACGUUGCCUGGGAGAAUUCGGAAUUAGUGGACAAUUCCCGGGUAGACCCCUUCAAUGCAACUCACCCUCGGCGGCUCAUGGUAUCUCGUUUUACGCCUGUACCUAGGUCAAGUUGCGAAAAGCUCUGCCGUGUGCCGUACAUGACACCAGAAAUGGCGAGACUAGAGGAAGAGAUCUACAAGGCAGCUUUUCCGGACCUUGAAUGGCUUAAUGGCAUAUUUAGAAAGCUAGAGGUUCAGAUAUGCUGCAAGCAAGAUCGGCCUCCAAAAAAGAAGUUCCCAACUAUCCUGUUUGGUCCAGGCCACAAUACCACUCGGACACUGUAUACAGGAACGGCACAGCAAAUCGCCAGCAUGGGCUACGAAAUAAUGGUUAUUGAUCACCCGUACGAAACGGAUGUAGUGCAGUUCCCCAACGGCGAUAUUAUAUUCGGCGGCAGGGUGGGAUCAAAUCCUGACGACAAGGAGGAUAUUGUUCUUGGCUUGGAUAUCCGAGCACAAGAUGUUGCGUUCAUCUUGGACACUCUCAACUUAAAUAGAACCGUCUAUAUGGGCCAUUCAUACGGGGGUGCUUCAGCAGCCCACACGCUACCUAAGGAUUUACGACUGGUUUCAGGCGUGAAUCUCGAUGGUGCGAUGUGGAGCGACGUGCAAUACACUGGGGUGGACCGUCCCUUUCUUUGCUUUGGCUCGAUCGGUCAUAAUUCAAGCUCGAUUGAGGAGCCCACGUGGCGGAACUUCUUUCAUGCUAUGGACACAAUACACCCGAGCGUGUGGAAGAGAGAAUUGACUAUAAAUGGCUCAGUGCACGGAAGUUACUACGACUUUCCUAUCAUCGGAGAUGUCACGGGCUUUCGAGAAGGGGCCGAGGCCUUUUUUGGAGAGGUCACGGGGGAAGUAGUGAUGAAAGUUGUCAGGGAGUAUUUGAGCGACUUUAUACGGUUUACUCUGCGGGGUGGUGAAGAAGGACUGUUGUCUGGUCCUGAUGACGAUUUCCCAGAGGUGAUUUUUCUUAGGUGA